Messenger RNA from Entamoeba invadens IP1, 1104 nucleotides. RefSeq lists its product as hypothetical. The transcript has a single exon. Bases 1 to 1104 code for a protein of 367 amino acids. NCBI's taxonomy places the organism in Eukaryota, Evosea, Mastigamoebida, Endamoebidae. The record is from RefSeq and is a predicted model, not a curated record.
AUGAACAAGCGAACUGUCUUAUUGAUCUUAUUUGUACUCAUAUUUUUCACAUUAAUUCUUUCACUUGUUUCCUCCACUCACCGUCCAAGUCUCGAGUUAUUUAGUGACUUACUCAAGCUUCAAACUUUUUCCCACAGUACGACCCCAAAUGACCAAGAUAACCUUAGUGAAAAACCCUCAGACAGAGAGGAUGAAUUUGUUUAUCCCACAUACACAGACCAUCUCUUGAACACUUCGAACUUCCAUUACUCUGGUGCGUGCAGGCAAAUCUUUCGAUACAAACAGUCGACGAGCCGCGAUUUGUGGUUAACUGCAUUUUCCUUCGACACCACCCAGAAGUGGCUUUCAAUCAAAUCGCAAGCCGAACGGGCGUUUUCAAUAGCGAAAAGUGGAAUUCCAAAUGCCUCGAAACACGUCUUACUGUUAACCCCGCCCAACGACGACUUCAUGAACACAAUGAAACUGUUUAAUGUCAGUGUCGAUGUCGUCGAUUAUGGUCUGGAGAAGACGAACGGCGCUGUCAUGCGUUUCUUUGCAGCGAGAAAUUGGAUCACGGAACACCGCAAGGAAUACGACCGAAUCAUCUUCUCGGACUUUAAAGACGUCUUCAUCUUCGCAGACGCUUUUAAGACCUUUUCCAAUGAUGAUUUUGUCGUUCUGAUGGAGUGCUGGGCUUUCAACAACACGGACUCGUGCUGGAAAUUGGACGACAAAACUAACCGCAGAUGGAUCACGGACACAUUUGGGGAAGCGGUCGGGGAUGCCUAUGCAAAUAACAAAACACUCUUGUCUAAUGCGGGAAUAGUCUUUGGCGGGACUGAAAAGGUUUUAAAAUACUUUGAAAUCGUCACUCAUAACAUGAAGAGAGAAAAAUAUGGGCUAUGGGGGCACGACCAGGCUGUCCACAAUUACGUGUUAAAUACACUCCAAUUGGACUCCCUCAAUCUGACUAAAGAUUAUUGUACACAAAGAGUCUGUUUCGGUGAAGCAUGGUCUACUAUAUGGGACCCACAGACCGGCGCUAUAUUUACUAAGGAGACCGGCUGUUCCCCAGUUAUUAGGCACAAAAUUUGGUUUGACAAUUACAAACACUACUAUGGCUAA